Messenger RNA from Zophobas morio, 1206 nucleotides. Its product is annotated as ceramide synthase 6-like. Gene Ontology annotation, cellular component: membrane. The record is from RefSeq and is a predicted model, not a curated record. NCBI's taxonomy places the organism in Eukaryota, Metazoa, Arthropoda, Insecta, Coleoptera, Tenebrionidae. The coding region runs from base 65 to 1063 and encodes 332 amino acids. Gene Ontology annotation, molecular function: sphingosine N-acyltransferase activity; DNA binding. Gene Ontology annotation, biological process: ceramide biosynthetic process. The transcript is spliced from 6 exons.
AACGAAAGGUAAUGAAAACUCGAAAUACUCGAUUUCUUGGUGGUAUCGUAUUCUCGUUGCACCGAUGAAGAUCGUCAAUUUCACUUUAAACUUCGACCCAUUUUUGGGUGACCAAAGAGAGAGAAAUUUUUGGGAACUGUUGUACCCGUUAGGAGGAAGUUUCAUCAUCUUGUCUUUACGCCUGUUUUUAGUCAAGUUUAUAUUCACCCGGGUUGGGGUAUGGUGCGGACUCGAAAAAGUUACACCCAAGAAACCAGCACCCAACCCAGCUUUAGAAAAAGCGUAUUCAAAAUCAAAAAAAUGGUCCGAACGUGAAAUUUUAGGUCUUUCUAAACAGAUAGAUGUGGACUACACGAAAGUAAACGAGUGGUUUAAAUUGCGAGCAGCCCAAGACAAACCCUCCGUUUCAGACAAGUUCGGCAACAGUUGUUGGGAAUUUUUCUACUUUACGGGUGCUUGCACUUGGGGUUUUUUAGUCCUGAAAGAUAAACCGUGGUUGGUGGAUUUUAAUCAAUGUUGGACCGACCACUACAACCAAACCGUUCCCGAUGACGUCUGGUGGUACUUCAUGUUAUGUUUCUCUUUCAUAGGAGGGCAACUCCUUGGACUCGCUUUAGACAUACCAAGAAAAGAUUACUACGUCAUGGUUGUGCACCAUCUAGUCGGAAUUUUGUCGUUACUGAUUGGUUGGACCACUUAUUUUUAUAAAUUUAGCACACUUUUUGUACUCGUUUCUGACACCUGCAAUGUGUUUCUUGAGGCAACGAAAAUUUGCAAAUAUUUAAACUUGCGCAAGCUCUCAAUUCUUGUUUUUGUUUUGUUUACGUUGGUUUGGGUUUCUAUAAGAGGAGUUAUCCAUAUUUUUCUUUUGAAAAGUAUAACUUUGGACGCCCCGAAAUAUUUGCCCGCAGUUCGUAGUAACGUUCUUUAUUAUAUUUUCAUUUUUUGUGGUCUUGGGUUCGGUCUUAUGAAUCUUAUGUGGACUUAUUUUUUGGUCAAAGUUAUUGCGAAUUUUUGUAAAACUGGAGCCAUGGAGGACGCCAGGUCGGACGUCGACGACUAAAAUAAAUACUUAUCCAUCUAAUUAGUUCCCACAGUUUUACUCGUAUACUAUAACUUAUUUUUGAAAUUCCGAUGCGACGUUGCCACAUUAUUCCAAUUUUAUUGCACUCACUAUAGAUUGAUAUUCAAUUUUAUUUACAUCAC